AUGGCGGCGGAGGAGAGAUGUUCUCUGCAUUCCUUUACCGGCACUGUCAUUGACUUCAUGGCCGGGGCUAUGGGUGGUGUCGCGUGCGUUCUGAGCGGUCAGCCGUUCGACACGGUGAAAGUGAAGAUGCAAACAUUCCCGCGUAUGUACCGUGGCUUCCUUCACUGCAGCCUGCACAGCUACCGUCAGGACGGGCUGCGCGGACUCUACCGCGGCACCGCAGCCGCGCUUCUCUCUAACGUGGCGGAGAAUGCCGUGCUGUUCGCGUGCUACAGCUCCUGCCAGCAGGUCACCAGAAUCGGGUUCGGUCUGGAUGAACACGCGGCGCUCAGUGAUUUCCAGAGCGCGGUGGCUGGCUCCCUGGCAUCGGUCGCCUCCUCCCUGGUCCUUAGCCCCACAGAGCUGGUCAAGUGUCGCCUUCAGGCUCUGAGUGAGCUGAGGGCGCUGGGCAGAACCAGCAUGGAGACACACGUCUGGGCCGUGGUGAGGGAGAUUGUGAAAGCGGAGGGGGGGCGUGGCCUAAUGCAAGGUCUGACCAGCACCUGGCUGAGGGAGGUGCCUGGAUACUUCUUCUUCUUCGGUGGUUAUGAGACCUGCAGAACCCUGCUGACCCCUGCCGGAGGACGCAAGGAGGACCUGGAUGCUGUGUCUCUAUUGGUGAGUGGAGGAGUGGGCGGGUCGUUGUUCUGGUUGUCUGUCUACCCAGUGGACAGUGUGAAGUCUCGUAUCCAGGUGCUCUCCAUAUCCGGUCCUCAGCCCGGCUUCCUGCGCACCAUGGCUACUAUCCUCCGGACAGAGGGUGUGUGUGCUCUGUACUGUGGUCUGACCCCCACCGUGCUCCGAGCCUUCCCCAGCAACGGAGCUCUUUUCCUGGCCUACGAGUGGACGAGGAGGGCCCUGCUGUCCCUGGCCUCCACACACCCAGCUCCACCUGACCCCUGA
This is a messenger RNA of Hypomesus transpacificus, 942 nucleotides long. Its product is annotated as mitochondrial ornithine transporter 1-like. The transcript has 6 exons. NCBI's taxonomy places the organism in Eukaryota, Metazoa, Chordata, Actinopteri, Osmeriformes, Osmeridae. The record is from RefSeq and is a predicted model, not a curated record. Gene Ontology annotation, molecular function: L-ornithine transmembrane transporter activity. The coding region runs from base 1 to 942 and encodes 313 amino acids. Gene Ontology annotation, biological process: mitochondrial L-ornithine transmembrane transport.